GCAGAGUGGCGCGACACUCCGGAAAUGAAACUACUGCCGCUCCUGGUGCUGCUGGCAGUGCUGCCCAGCUGCCACUUGCAGACGAGAAAAGCCAAAAGAUAUGUCAAAAGAAGAAGGUUCAAGACCACAACGCAGGGCACAACGGAAGAGGACAGCAGCUCGUAUCCACCGUUCACCAGCCAGCCCACGGAGCCGGAUCCCGUGAAUGUUUCGGAUGUGAGCGACGAGGACAUGGAGAGGAUUGCGAAGGAUCUUUGCAGUGAGCCCUCCUACGGCUGCUUCAUGAACAUUGUGGCCAACCUGCGACGCGAUUGCCACAAUUUCCUCGAGUCACUCAUCAGCUGCGAGGAUUCAGAGGAGAAUUCAGAGGAGAAGGGCAAAAACAAGACAAGCUCGAGAAGGAGCACGACCACAAAACGCUCGAUCAAUUUAAAGAGAGGCAAACACAAGCUGGCCAAGCAGGUCAUGUGGAAUGUCAUCAAGCGAACCAAGGCCGUGAACGCCUGCGACACGCCCUUUGGCUUCUUUCCGUAUCCCGACUGCCUCGCGAAGUUGGUGCCACAACUGGCGGACCUGAUCAACGCCGUCAAGGAGCUGGUGCCCAACGCUGUGCUGAUCGUCUUUGGCAAUGAGCCCGAGUGCGUGAAGAGAGCGUUCUAUCAAGUCAUCUGCAUGGCCCUGCUGACGCCGGGCAAUAUAUUCUACUGCACCAUCAAGGCGAUGUUUGGCCACUGAGAAGUUACAGCAACAAAUGACAAAUUCCACAUCAAAUCCUUGUCAAAAUGUGUUCGUUCCCUCUCAUGUCAGCACUUUUCCUACUACAAUAAUAAUAAUGUGCCUUUUGUUGCCCCUCUGCAA
Messenger RNA from Drosophila guanche, 858 nucleotides. RefSeq lists its product as uncharacterized. NCBI's taxonomy places the organism in Eukaryota, Metazoa, Arthropoda, Insecta, Diptera, Drosophilidae. The record is from RefSeq and is a predicted model, not a curated record. Bases 25 to 735 code for a protein of 236 amino acids. The transcript is spliced from 2 exons.